AUGACGGAUGCGAGUAGGGUAUGGGAAGGGUGGGACGAUGGCGACGACGAUGGGCUCGAGAUGGUUACUGAGGAUGGGGAGGGGGACGAGGAGAUCGACGCCGCCCUCGACAACCUCCGCACACUCCACGUCUCCAAGCUCACCGCCUACAAGCGCCUUCUCGAGCGCGCACAAGCCAGCACGGCAGCCCAGGCGUACGCGCUGCAGGCCGAAGUCGCCCUUCUCCGCCGCCAGGUCUCCUCCUCUAACACCAAACCGGGUGCGCUGACUAUCACCGCGUCGAAUUCGGAUAUGACGCUCGACCCCGGGAUGUGUGUUUGCGGAAGGCGUAAGAGGGGUGGAUACUGGGCCGGGAGCAGGUUUGCGGUGUACGGGAGCGAUGAGGAGGAUGACGGCGAGGAUGGCGAGGAGGGAGGUGUGGAUUUGGGUAAGGCGCUGAAGGGGGACGGCAAGGGCAACUUUAAUGAUCGGGAGGUGAGAAGGGCCGUGAGGGGGUUGAAGAGGGAGGCGAGGAGUCGGCUAAUGGGCAUCAUCCUCGACUCCCUGCUCCCCGGAGACAUCCGCCUGCAGAUCCUGCUCCUCGAAAAGUACGCCAAGUCGACGUUCGACGUGCUCGGCGCGCUCGCGCCCGACCUCGCGCUGCGCGUGCUCCGGCACCUCACGGUGCGUGAGGUGCUCCGCGCGUCACUGGUGAGCAGGCGGUGGUACGAGGCCGUGCACCAUCCGCUGCUGUGGCGCUUCCACUGUCUGCGCCUGACGAAGAACGAUCCGGUGCCGGUGAGGGCGCCUGCGAGCCCGGAUGGGUGGUAUCCGCUGUAUAGGUCGCUGCACCACCGUGAGGCCAAUUUCCGGAAUGGGCUGCCGCAGAGCAUACGGUUCCUCAGUGGGCACACGGGGUUCUGCACGACGUUGCUUCUCCGAGGCAAGCGGCUGAUCAGUGGUUCGUACGACGAGACGAUCCGGUUCUGGGACAUCGAGACGGGCGAGAUGAAGAAGUGUCUGCAGGUCAAGAAGCCCGUGAGCUGUGUCGACUUUUUGGCGGAGGAAGAGGUGUUCGUCGUAGGCUUCCACGACGUCGGACGCGUCCACCUCUACUCCUCCGUGACCUUCACCCCGCUGCAGCAGCUCGCGGGGCACCUGAACGGCAUCCGCGCCGUCGCGCUCAGCUCGAGGAACCUCGUCUCGGCUGGCGCGGACAAGGCGCUCGUGUGCUGGGACUGGCGCGCGGGCACGAAGAUCGUGAGGUUUGGGCAGCAGACGACGAUCAAUAUCGGCGUGCAGAUUAUUGCUGCGCCCGAGGGCGACGAUCCACGCACGGGUGAGGGGGAGAGGGUGGUGGGGGUUACGAUUGAUGGGAUUGUUAGGGUUUUCUCGAUCAAGAGAAGAGAGAUGGUGUCGCAGUUUAAGCUGUCGGAGCUGGGUGGGAACGACCCGGUGUUGAACGCGAGGCUGUACAAUGUUGGUGCGGCGCCGAAUAAUAUGCUGCAGUGGUUCGCUGCCAAGGGCACGCAGAUGACUUGCGCCACCAAAUCCGUCAUUCUGCACCUCCAGUGGACAGAGGCGACCGCCACUCGCGACGAGGAGCAGAAACUCGCUGCCGAAUCUGUCGACAGCCCCGUCGGCGGACGUCAGUCCGCGCUCUCCCCCGUGCUCUCGCGGAGCACGACCGACCCGCGGAUGCGCACCGUCUCCGCCCUGGGCCGUUCCACCUCAUCCGUCGUCACGCCCAACCGGCGGGCCUCGGGGCUCGGCGUGUCGACGUCCUCGGUCUCUGGGAGCAGGAGUUCCACGGGCGGGAAGCGCUUCAGCCUUGGCGCGCCCGGGACGCCGCUCACGCCUGGGACACCGAUCUCGCCGACGAUGAGCACGGGUCCGGGCGGGGCGAGGCCUAUGGGCGGGGGCGAUGGGGGGUUCCAGAUCCGGUUUGGGAGGGCGGCGGUGCUCACGGCGCCGCCGAAGCUCGUGGCGGUUGUGGAGACACCGGAUGUGGCGGUGGGCGCGGUGGACGCGAGGAAGCGGCGGGUUGUUACGGCUACGAGGUUCAGUUCGAGGGCGGGAGCGGAUCGCAGGAUUCUCAUCUCGGAGCAUAUCGAGAAAGAGACGCCUCUGCCGAGCGCGUUGGGCGUCUCCGCGGAGGACGACGACGAGCGCGACGAGUGGGACGAUCUCGAAGAGCGUACGAGUGCGAGCAAGCGCUCGAGCUCGGUGCUCACGGGCACCACCGCCGCGCACAGUGUGGCCUCGAUCUCGGCAGCGGGUGACGUCGACAUCGACACGGACGUUGUCUCCCUCGGCGGCGCAUGGGGCAAUCUCGCGACGCCGCCGUACCCGCCCGGCCCGCUUCGUGGGCUGCUCGGUGGCCUGCCGAACAAGUUUGGCGGGAUGGCGACGCCCGAGAAGAACCCGAUGUCGAUGCAGAUGAGCCAUGAGGAGGUUGUGGUUGGGUGUGCGGAUGGCACCAUUUAUGUGAUGAACUUUGUCGGGAAUGAGUAUGUGAAGGAGCGGAUUGGUAUCCCAGAGGAAGAGGAGGAUGUGAGGUUUGGGAUGGAGGAAGAAGGUGAGGGCGAGGGCGAUGUUCUCUCGUCAGACUGA
This is a messenger RNA of Coniophora puteana RWD-64-598 SS2, 2592 nucleotides long. RefSeq lists its product as uncharacterized. Gene Ontology annotation, molecular function: protein binding. The record is from RefSeq and is a predicted model, not a curated record. Lineage: Eukaryota; Fungi; Basidiomycota; Agaricomycetes; Boletales; Coniophoraceae. Bases 1 to 2592 code for a protein of 863 amino acids. The transcript has 13 exons.